Messenger RNA from Penicillium oxalicum, 96 nucleotides. RefSeq lists its product as uncharacterized. The record is from RefSeq and is a predicted model, not a curated record. The coding region runs from base 1 to 96 and encodes 31 amino acids. NCBI's taxonomy places the organism in Eukaryota, Fungi, Ascomycota, Eurotiomycetes, Eurotiales, Aspergillaceae. The transcript has a single exon.
AUGAUUGCUGAUUGUAGACAUUUUCGUUCGAACGCAGCAGGGACAGGACGGUCCUCGUGCAAGAGUCUAUCGCCGUGGAUCUUUGUCCCACCGUGA